Molecule: messenger RNA, 1321 nt
Organism: Dermatophagoides pteronyssinus (European house dust mite)
Lineage: Eukaryota; Metazoa; Arthropoda; Arachnida; Sarcoptiformes; Pyroglyphidae
Gene: Idh3a
Product: isocitrate dehydrogenase [NAD] subunit alpha, mitochondrial
Biological process (GO): isocitrate metabolic process; tricarboxylic acid cycle
Cellular component (GO): mitochondrion
Molecular function (GO): isocitrate dehydrogenase (NAD+) activity; NAD binding; magnesium ion binding
Source: RefSeq, a predicted model, not a curated record
AAAGUAAAAAAAAAAAUAAAAUAAAUUAUCAAGCAUAAAGAUUUUGAUCUAUAGGACGAAUUUUUCGGAAUAUUCUCUUGUUUUUUUUAUCAUACCAAUAUCUCUUGGAUUUUCUGAUCAGUCAUUUUUUUUCUAUUUGUCUAAUUUAUUUUCUUUUCUGACCCGGUGACUUAUUUUACUUUACUAAAUAGUAUUGAUUAUGCAACGACAAUUCAGGUCAAUCAUAGCUCAAUUUCUUCGAGCACAAUCAUUAUCAUCACAUCAGCAAAAUGUUCGUCAUAAUUCAAUGCAUACGGUUACAAUGAUUCCCGGUGAUGGUAUUGGUCCAGAAAUUUCUGAAUCAGUGGAAAAAAUUUUCGCUGCUGCCAAAGUACCGAUCGAUUGGGAUCGUGUAGAUGUAACUCCUGUCAAAGGACCGGAUGGUCGUUUUUCAAUCCCAUUAAAAGCAAUCGAAUCUGUACAACGAAAUAAGAUCGGUCUUAAAGGACCAUUGGCAACGCCGAUCGGCAAAGGACAUCGAUCUUUGAAUUUGGAGAUUCGUAAAGUAUUUUCUCUAUAUGCUAAUGUACGACCAUGUCGUUCAUUGGAAGGCUACAAAACAUUAUAUGAUAAUGUAGACAUUGUUACUAUUCGUGAAAACACUGAAGGCGAAUACAGUGGUAUCGAACACGAGAUCGUAGCCGGUGUCGUACAGAGUAUCAAACUAAUCACCGAACCAGCUAGUCGUCGUGUUGCCGAAUAUGCAUUCGAAUAUGCUAAAGCGAAUGGACGUAAAGUUAUUACAGCCGUACAUAAAGCUAACAUUAUGCGAAUGUCUGAUGGUUUAUUCUUGCAAUGUUGUCGUGAAACAGCCGAAAAACAUCCCGAAAUAAAAUACAAAGAAAUGUACUUGGAUACUGUUUGCUUAAACAUGGUCCAAGAUCCUUCUCUAUUCGAUGUAUUGGUUAUGCCUAAUUUGUAUGGUGAUAUUCUAAGUGAUUUGUGUGCCGGUUUAAUUGGUGGCCUUGGUGUUACACCAUCAGGCAAUAUCGGUAAAGAUGGUGCCGUAUUUGAAUCUGUACACGGUACCGCUCCUGAUAUUGCCGGUCAAGAUAAAGCCAAUCCAACUGCAUUGUUACUUAGUUCUAUUAUGAUGUUACGCUACAUGGCAUUGAAUGAAUAUGCCGAUAAAAUUGAACAUGCUUGCUUUGAAGUCAUUCGAGAAGGUAAACAUCGUACAGCCGAUUUAGGUGGAAAAGCUAAAUGUUCGGAAUUUACCAAUGAAAUUUGUGCCCGACUUUAGAGAUAAAAAUAAACGUGAAUAUAUUUUUCACCCCUUUUU